This is a messenger RNA of Kazachstania africana CBS 2517, 486 nucleotides long. It is a transcript of the gene RCF1, whose product is annotated as respiratory supercomplex assembly factor RCF1. Lineage: Eukaryota; Fungi; Ascomycota; Saccharomycetes; Saccharomycetales; Saccharomycetaceae. The record is from RefSeq and is a predicted model, not a curated record. Gene Ontology annotation, cellular component: mitochondrion. The transcript has a single exon. The coding region runs from base 1 to 486 and encodes 161 amino acids. Gene Ontology annotation, biological process: mitochondrial respirasome assembly.
AUGAAUAUGUCACGUAUACCUUCAAGUUUUGAUGUGACCCAAAAGGAAUUGGAAGAAAUGUCCUUUUGGGAGAGAGUGAAGCAUCAUUGUAAACAACAGCCAUUCGUUCCUAUUGGCGCCCUACUGACAACUGGUGCUGUUAUUAUGGCAGCUGAAAGUAUUAGAGUAGGUAAUAAACGUAAUGCACAGUACUACUUCCGUUGGCGUGUGGGCCUUCAGGCGGCAACGUUGACAGCUUUAGUCGCUGGGUCUAUUAUUUACGGUACAACUGUAGCAGGUAAUAAGAGUAAAGAGGAACGUAUGAAAGAGAAAGCAAAGAUGAGGGAGAAAUUGUGGAUACAGGAAUUGGAAAGAAGGGACAGAGAAACUCAGGCUAGAAAAGAGAAAGCGGAAAAUGCUAGAUUGAAAGUUAAGGAGAAUGAAGAAUCAAUACGCCAGCUGGAGAAAGAGCUGAGUGAACUAGAAAGCAAAUUAAAUAAGAAAUGA